AUGUUCAGCUUGGGGAUGGUCGCCUUGUAUCUUCUUACGGAUCUUCCAUAUAAGAAAGUGCCCGAAGGCAAAGAGAUCUCGCCUAAGUAUCAGGAAGAAUGGAUGCGAACAACAGCGCUUCCUAUGGUGGAUAGGGUUGGGGGGAAGUUCAGACCACUACUCAGUGAGCUACUUGCCUACGAGGCCAAGGACCGAUGGGGCGCGCAAAAAGUCAUCAAUUAUUUCUGGCGGUUGGAUAAAGAAUUUAGCUCUGAUAGCCGGAAGCGUUCUGCGAGCUCUAUACUUUGUGUCGACGCCAAGAAGCAGGCCUCUGGAUCCUUCUUCAUCCCUAAGGAGCAGGCCGAUGACCAGGAUUCCCAGGGUCUUACUUCUGUCCCGGGCACUCCCUUUGUCGAUAGCGAUUUCGAUGCCGAAGUAGCUGCUGAUGGGUCUUCUAUCGAACUCAGGAACGGCAACCAGGAAGACUUAUACUUGGCUUCAGGGGCAAACGUUAGCGAAGCUAAAGCGGAUAUCAUCCAAAACCUGCAGCUGGGCCCGAGCUGGGUAACAUAUGCUAGCAUUGAUGAGACCAGCAACAGAUCUCUAUCUGCACAUGAGCCUCAGACGGACUGUAUGCAGGAUAUGCAGAAGUUGCAGCUGGAUAGCUGGAGUACUUGCAAGAAUAAUGUCGGCAGCGAAUGUAGGAACAGCAUUCAAUCCGUGAACAACCUGCACACUGAACUGGAUUCUGGAAGCGAGGAUGAAGAAAGGAGCGAGCUAGACACUCAAUACUCUUAUAUAGCACAGAAGCAUGAGCAUGCUUAG
Molecule: messenger RNA, 804 nt
Organism: Cryphonectria parasitica EP155
Lineage: Eukaryota; Fungi; Ascomycota; Sordariomycetes; Diaporthales; Cryphonectriaceae
Exons: 4
Coding region: 1-804 (267 amino acids)
Source: RefSeq, a predicted model, not a curated record